Salvia splendens (bonfire salvia) is the source of this 660-nucleotide messenger RNA. Its product is annotated as glutathione S-transferase T3-like. The record is from RefSeq and is a predicted model, not a curated record. The transcript is spliced from 2 exons. The coding region runs from base 1 to 660 and encodes 219 amino acids. Lineage: Eukaryota; Viridiplantae; Streptophyta; Magnoliopsida; Lamiales; Lamiaceae.
AUGGGCUGUCAGACAUGGAGCCGUCCCCCACCCCCACCCCGCCGCGCCUCUGCCCCCGCCCCCGCUGCCGCCGUUACCGCCUCGGGCUCCGCCACCAAGAAGAAGCGGAACAGGCAAAGGGUCCAGAAGUUGUCGCCUCCGGAGAAGAAUGAAGAGUUCGCCCCAGGGAGGACGAACUACAACCCGGAUGAAACCAUCAUCUUGGCGAGAUGUUGGAUUGAUAUUUCAAAGGACCCGGUGUUUGCCAUCAACCAAAAGCAAAUAGCGUACUGGGAGCGCAUCGCUGAGCGCUACAACGAGGCCAAGCCACCGGCCGCAUACAAGCGCCAUAGGGAGCAGCUCUGCAAGCAUUGGGAUCAGGUGAAGAGGGAUGUCAAUUUGUUCUCGGCGGAGUACGAGAAGUGCUUGAGGGAGCAGGGCAGCGGCAAGAGUUUGACUAAUGUGCGCGAUAGAGCGCUUGCAUCGUACAUUUCAUUGUACGGCGAUUUCAAGAAUUACAACUCAUGGCUCCUCUUGAAGGACAAGCAGAAGUUCCAAGGAGGGAUUCUGCCCCUAUCGGCUGCGUGGAAGAGGACGAAGAACACCACCACCGGUGAUUAUACGAGCAGCGAAAGCGGCGCACAUCCAAUGGACCUCAACCAGCCGAUGUUCAACUUCUAA